AUGAAAUUUUCCGCAAACCUAAAUAUUCAUGGUCUUCAGCACUUUGUUGAGUGUUUAUUAUGUUUGAAUAAGUUAUGCAAGGAACUAUCUAGUACUUCACUACCGUAUCUAAAGUUGACACAUGAUAGAAUCUCUAUUAUAAUAAAGACAAACGGGCUUAUCGACUCUUAUCUGGAAAUCGAUUCAACAGAACUAUUUCAAUGCCCAUUCGUGCUAGAAAGUCAGACUAAUAACGUCAUUGUCUUAGAAGUAGAUAUAACUUCCCUUUAUGACGCCUUGAAUUCUGCGACUAGAAGCGAACAUAUAACCAUCAAACUUAUAAAGUAUGUUUUACCCAGUCUAAAAUCCCCAAGAUAUAGAGGUGGCUUUCUUUCGGUGAAGUUUACCGAUCCUAUAUAUCCUACAAUCGUCAUCACACUCGACGUACCAGUAAAUCCAAUAAACGAAGAUAUCAACAGAAACUCCGUAAUACCCGUAAUACCGCCGUGUAGCUGGAAUAUUGGUUUAUCUAAACUCCAAAGUAUUACGUAUUUUUUGGAAUCUGUCUACAAGAUAGGAAAUGAUUUAGUAGAAUUCCAAGUAAUACGUAAUAGGUAUACUCAAAACGACGCAGUUUCUGUUGAUGGAAGUGUUUUUUAUUCCAGCACGCUUAAAUUGAGAUCAUUUGGAAAUAUUGCUGAUCUAGAAACUAUUUUUCACGGACUUCAUAUAUUUUCCUCUCUACCAGGUUUAAGAAAUGUUUGUAAUACUAAACUUUGUAGACCAAGAACUUAUUCACGACGAAAGUAG
Messenger RNA from Theileria equi strain WA, 789 nucleotides. Its product is annotated as Fe/Mn superoxide dismutase, putative. The transcript is spliced from 5 exons. Lineage: Eukaryota; Apicomplexa; Aconoidasida; Piroplasmida; Theileriidae. The coding region runs from base 1 to 789 and encodes 262 amino acids. The record is from RefSeq and is a predicted model, not a curated record. Gene Ontology annotation, cellular component: checkpoint clamp complex; site of double-strand break. Gene Ontology annotation, biological process: mitotic intra-S DNA damage checkpoint signaling; nucleotide-excision repair; telomere maintenance.